Messenger RNA from Echinops telfairi (small Madagascar hedgehog), 2060 nucleotides. RefSeq names its product SRY-box transcription factor 21 (gene SOX21). Lineage: Eukaryota; Metazoa; Chordata; Mammalia; Afrosoricida; Tenrecidae. Gene Ontology annotation, biological process: cell differentiation; anatomical structure morphogenesis; regulation of DNA-templated transcription. The transcript is spliced from 2 exons. Gene Ontology annotation, molecular function: RNA polymerase II cis-regulatory region sequence-specific DNA binding; DNA-binding transcription factor activity, RNA polymerase II-specific. The record is from RefSeq and is a predicted model, not a curated record. The coding region runs from base 24 to 482 and encodes 152 amino acids.
UGCAGCCGAGGCCCGGCGAGAGCAUGUCCAAGCCGGUGGACCACGUGAAGCGGCCCAUGAACGCCUUCAUGGUGUGGUCCCGGGCUCAGCGGCGCAAGAUGGCCCAGGAGAACCCCAAGAUGCACAACUCGGAGAUCAGCAAGCGCCUGGGCGCCGAGUGGAAGCUGCUCACCGAGGCCGAGAAGCGGCCGUUCAUCGACGAGGCGAAGCGCCUGCGCGCCAUGCACAUGAAGGAGCACCCGGACUACAAGUACCGGCCGCGGCGCAAGCCCAAGACGCUGCUCAAGAAGGACAAGUUCGCCUUCCCGGUCCCCUACGGCCUGGGCGGCCCCAGCCCGGGCAACCCGGGCUACAUGAUCCCGUGCAACUGCAGCGCGUGGCCCAGCCCCGGGCUACAGCCGCCGCUCGCCUACAUCCUGCUGCCGGGCAUGGGCAAGCCUCAGCUGGACCCCUACCCCGCGGCCUACGCCGCCGCGCUAUGACCCCGCGGGGCCGCCGCGCAAGCACCGCUGUGAAUACGUGUACAUGUGUAUAGGUACGAGCGCCUGGGCCUCCUGCGACAGGGCCCGCCGUUUGUAUGUACAUAAGAAGUAUAGGUGACACGCCGAGGCAGAGACGCAGGUCGGUGCGCUCGUCAGCGAGCGCGCGGGUGAGUGUGCGUGGGAAUUCACAGGAUCGUUCCAGGCCCGCACUUGGGCCGCAAACUUUAGAGGGCGGUUGUGUCGCGCGGCAGUUGGUAUCCGCUUUGCACUUCGAAACCUGUUGCAUUUGUGCCCACAGAGAUUCCAGAGUAACUUUUUGACGUGUUUGGCAUUCUAGUUCUGUUCUGUUCUGUUCUGUUUGUUUGUUUUGUUGGAAGUUUUAUUGUCGGCUUUGUUUUCAUUUCUUCAUUAUCUUUCUUUUCUUUCCUUUUUAACUCCUGCCCCUUCCUGGCCCGAGUUGCAUGCAUUCUGUUCCAAUGUGAGGUCUGAAUUUGCUGGCACAAGGCAAGGGAAAAGUUGAUCUGUGUCUUAAGUUUCUCGGCGCUGGAUGCCUCUGAGCCACCUUGGCUCCGCAUUUGUACUACUCGAGCUUUGCAGAGAAGCCCAGACCAGAUCUUUCUGGACCAGUGACCCGUGCCCAUAUGGUGACCACAGUUUCUAUUGUUUAUCAUGCCAUAUGCAAAUCAGAACCAAAACUCUUUCUGGAGAGUAAGAAACGCAAACAAAUAUGUAAGAUGCAAAAUUGACAAUUGGAUUUUUCUCCCCUAAAAACGAAACAAAACUAGGAUUCUGAGUCCACCCUCUUGGAUUUCCGACACAGUUGACCAAAGGAGAAAACGCAUGCCCUCGGUUCUACGUUUUGGCGAGUCUACGUUUCGAUUGUAAAUGUGUAAAUGUCCGUGAAAACCUUCCCAGUCUUUGAAAAUGUGUUAUUUGCGUUGCCCUAUAUUUCAGUGGGUUUUAGGCUCAAAAGCUUCUGCGCGAAUGUCAAAGUUACCUUUGAAAAAAAAAUGCGGUCUGUUUCAGAAUCGCAAUUUUACCUAAGAUUAAAUCAGACUUUUUUUGUCUGAGUGGUAAUUAUAUAUUUAUUAUUUAGCAAACCCGAAGGAAAAUAAAACAAUUGUUUUGACAGAUGUCUUUCAUUUUCAGUAACAUUCCCCCCUCCCAACCUUAACUGGUUCAAAUUUGUUUUGGCGAUCCCUCCCAAAUUAGUUUACCCACCCACCCCCAUCUGCAAUUCACUUGCAAUUUAUGAUAAAAUACAAUUUAGAAAAAUAACUUUUCUCAAUUAAAGCUUUUGGGGGGUUUCCUUUAAAAUGUAUAUAUUUUGACUAGUGUUUGUGGAUGGAGUUGGCUAACAUGUAUUUAGUUUCAUUUUGGCUCUAUGUAAUAUAAAGUUUUUUCAAGUUUAGCUAUUGCUUUUAACUUUUAUGUGUAAAUGGUUUUCUUGUGCGAUCUUCUAAUUUAAUAUUAGAUGUCUAAACUAUAUCUGUAAAUUAGAUUCUGACUAUCACUCUGUUUUGUUUUGGUUUUUUUGAACAAAGAGUUUAAAUAAAGCCUGAACCAGGGAAAAGAAAA